ACUUUACAGUGAGUUUACCACAUCUUUCCUUCCUUUCAUUUCCUUUUCAUUCUCCUUUCUCUCUAAUGUCCACUUUUCCAAAGCUUGGAAACUCCUUUCCCACUCUCCUGUUCUCCCAAAAAGUUUCCAUCUAAAAAUUCUAAAUUCUGUUGCUAAAUUCAGCUCCCAUUUCUCCCAGGUAAUCUCUAAACUUCUCAUUUUUCUUGUUAUAACCUUCAAAUCAUAGCAAUGCAUUACCUCAUUUUGUGGGUAAUUCUUUUGCUAAUUAACCCGAAAUCAUUUGUAAACUGUUUAAAUGAUGAAGGAUUCACACUUCUGUCAUUUAAACAAUCCAUAACUCAAGACCCAUACGGGACAAUGAGCAAUUGGAACCAAACCGACGAAAACCCUUGUUCAUGGAAUGGAGUUACUUGUAAAAACCAAAAAGUAGUUUCUGUUAGCAUCCCCAAGAAGAAACUUUUAGGGUACCUUCCAUCUUCACUUGGGACACUCUCUGAUUUGCGCCAUGUUAAUUUAAGGAGCAACAGGUUUUAUGGGCCAUUACCCCUUAAUCUUUUCCAAGCUCAAGGUCUUCAAAGUUUGGUUUUAUUUGGUAAUUCUUUAUAUGGGUCAUUACCAGAUGAAAUUAGGAAGCUAAAAUACCUUCAAAAUUUGGAUUUGUCCCAAAAUUUCUUAAAUGGGUCUUUACCCUCUUCAAUUCUUGAGUUGAAGAGGCUAAAAAAUCUUGUUUUGAGUCAUAAUAAUUUUAGUGGGAGUCUCCCAAAUGGGUUUGGGAGGGUUUUGGUUACCCUUGAGAAACUUGAUGUUUCCUAUAAUCAAUUUAAUGGGUCAAUCCCAAAUGAUUUGGGUAACUUGUCUAGUUUGCAAGGGACUGCUGAUUUUUCCCAUAAUUUGUUUAGUGGAUUGAUUCCAGCUAGUCUUGGAGAGUUACCUGAGAAGGUUUACAUUGAUCUUACUUUUAACAAUUUGAGUGGACCAAUUCCACAAACUGGUGCUCUUUUGAAUAGAGGACCUACUGCUUUUAUUGGGAACCCUGGUCUUUGUGGCCCUCCGUUGAAGAAUCCGUGUACUUCGGAGUCUUCUGCGGUGUCGCCGGCUUCAUACCCGUAUUUACCAAGUGAUUAUUCACCUCAAGGGAGUAAGGAUAGUGGUGGGAAGGGUAAGGGGAAAGGGCUUAGUAGAAGUGCUGUGGCUGCCAUUGUGGUGAGUGAUGUUAUUGGGAUCUGCCUCAUUGGGUGGUUGUUGUCUUAUUGUUAUACAAGGGUUUGUCCUUGUAAGAGUAAGGAUGAGAAGGGAGGGAGAGAAAGUAGGGAGUGUUUUUGUUUCACGAGAGACGAGUCUGAAACGUUGUCGGAGAACAUUGAGCAGUAUGAUUUGGUACCGUUGGAUUCUCAAGUUGCAUUUGAUCUAGACGAGCUAUUGAAAGCUUCGGCUUUUGUAUUAGGAAAGAGUGGGAUUGGUAUCGUGUAUAAGGUGGUGCUUGAAGAUGGAGUCACCUUGGCUGUGAGAAGACUAGGUGAAGGGGGUUCACAGCGGUUUAAAGAAUUCCAAACUGAAGUUGAAGCAAUUGGGAAGCUUAGGCAUCCAAAUGUUGUCACUAUAAGAGCAUAUUAUUGGUCUGUUGAUGAGAAGUUGCUCAUAUAUGAUUAUGUACCCCAUGGAAGCCUAGCCACUGCUUUACAUGGGAAGCCAGGAAUGGAUUCAUUUACGCCAUUGUCAUGGUCAAUCCGAUUACAAAUCACGAAAGGCAUCGCUAGAGGUUUAGUGUACUUGCAUGAAUUCAGCCCCAAAAAGUACGUUCAUGGUGAUUUAAACCCAAGCAACAUACUGCUUGGACAGGACAUGGAACCUAAAAUCGCAGAUUUUGGACUCGGUCGCCUUGCCAAUAUUGCUGGGGGAACCCCUACCCUACUAUCUAGCAGGAUGAACUAUGAGAAACCCCAACAAAAACAAGCACCAUCUGAAGUUGGUAGUGUGUCAGCUACAACAAAUGCACUUAGUUACUACCAAGCCCCGGAAUCCCUUAAAGCUGUGAAACCGUCACAAAAGUGGGAUGUUUACUCAUACGGGGUGAUCUUACUGGAAAUGAUUACUGGAAGAUCUGCCUUAGUGCAAGUGGGAACCUCGGAAAUGGACGUUGUUGAAUGGAUUCAACAUUGCAUUGACGAGAAACAGCCACUAAUAGAUGUAUUGGAUCCAUAUUUAGCUCAGGAGGCAGACAAGGAAGACGAGAUAAUCGCUGUCCUAAAAAUUGCUAUGGCUUGUGUUCAUAGCAGCCCCGAAAAGAGACCAACAAUGAGACAUGUGUGCGACACUUUAGAACGAUUACCUGAGUUGAGUCCUUAAAGACGUGCGGCGUAUCAAUAAAGUCACGGUCUUCCUUGUUGGUACGUGGAAAUGGAAUCAUCAAAGAUAAUAUUGCCCGUGAACUCUCAGUCAAUCAGUUUGUUGUUACUAUAAGUAGGAUUUAGAGUAGCUGUGGUGCAGUAAAUGUUACUUGUAUUUUGAGUGUGGUUUUUAUGAUACAAAAUUGUAAGUACAUAAUGCCAAAUUUGUUGUCUCAUUCCAUCUUCUUAUUGUGUUUGUAAUCUUAGCAGCAGAAAA
Messenger RNA from Spinacia oleracea (spinach), 2604 nucleotides. RefSeq names its product receptor protein kinase-like protein ZAR1. Gene Ontology annotation, biological process: protein phosphorylation. The record is from RefSeq and is a predicted model, not a curated record. Gene Ontology annotation, molecular function: ATP binding; protein kinase activity. NCBI's taxonomy places the organism in Eukaryota, Viridiplantae, Streptophyta, Magnoliopsida, Caryophyllales, Amaranthaceae. The transcript has 2 exons. The coding region runs from base 229 to 2346 and encodes 705 amino acids.